Fusarium venenatum is the source of this 1545-nucleotide messenger RNA. Lineage: Eukaryota; Fungi; Ascomycota; Sordariomycetes; Hypocreales; Nectriaceae. The record is from RefSeq and is a predicted model, not a curated record.
AUGUUAUCCACCCCGAAACCUGACGAAUUACCAGUGGCACCUAAGCCUCCAGUAGACUCCUCGUCAUCCACCUCUGAAGAGCCGUAUAGUAUUUUCGACAAACGCCAGAUAGCCUUAAUUGUUACGCUUGUUUCAGUCGCUGCGACAUUCUCGGGGUUUGCGUCAAACAUCUACUUUCCUGCCCUUCCGACCAUUGCUCAUGACCUCGACGUCUCGAUUGAAUUGAUCAAUCUGACUGUUACUUCUUACCUCAUCUUCCAAGGAUUAGCACCCAGUCUGUGGGGUUCUAUAUCAGAUGUCAAGGGCCGCAGAGUGGCAUACUCUCUUACCUUUAUCGUGUUCUUGGGAGCAUGUAUCGGUUUAGCAGAGGUUAAGAAUUAUGCAACUAUGGUUGUGCUGAGAUGUAUCCAGAGCACUGGAAGUGCCGGUACAAUCGCUAUCGGUUCAGGCGUCAUCGGAGAUAUCACGACACGAGAUAACCGCGGUGGGCUCAUGGGUAUCUUCCAGGCAGGACUACUGGUACCUGUGGCAGUGGGACCAAUCAUUGGCGGCGCUCUGGCCGGACCUCUCGGUUGGAGGUCUAUCUUUUGGUUCCUGGUCAUCUACAGUGGCAUCUUCCUGAUUUGCUUGGCUCUGCUCUUGCCCGAGACACUGAGGUCUAUCGUUGGUAAUGGGGGUCGGACACCAACGCAGGUUAUGGCUAAAUAUCCACUACGACUCUAUCGGAAGACCACCACGACAGAAUGGAAUCGCAAUGGACAUCCUGCGGUGCCCAUUGCGAAGAAGCACAUCGACAUCACAGGACCUUUCCGCAUUCUAAUCAGCAAGCAGGCAGCUCCCAUCAUCGUCUUUUUUGCAAUCUACUACGCUGUGUGGCAAAUGAGUAUUACAGCAAUGUCUAGUCUAUUUGAGGACAAAUAUGAUCUCAGCGAGACUAAGAUCGGUCUAACCUUCAUUGCAAAUGGUGUGGGCUCUAUGAUAGGAACAAUGGUCACCGGGAAGAUGCUCAACAAGGACUUUCGCCGUGUCAAGGCUAGAUAUGAGACUCAAUCAGCCCUAAGCAAUGUGGAGGGCGACAUUGAAGCCACUGAUGCACAGAAAGCUCAAGAAGGAGACUUCCCACUCGAAACAGCACGCCUUCGCCUCGUCCCCUUGUUUUCCCUCCUCCAAUGUGCUUCGAUCCUGCUCUUCGGAUGGACUAUUCAAUAUCCCCACAAAGUUCACAUUGCCGUACCAAUUGUAUCGACAUUUAUCACGGGUUGGACUGCUGUUUCCACGCAGUCGGUGGUCAUGACAUACCUCGUCGACGUGUACAGAGACCGCAGUGCCGCCGCCAGCGCCAGUCUAAAUCUUGCAAGAUGUCUGUUCGCUGCAGGAGGAACUAGUUUUGUCAUGCCCAUGAUCAACUCUAUUGGUGUUGGGUUCGCAUUUACUGUUUGUGUUGCGGUACAGGCAGCUGCCAUGAUAAGCUUGGCUAUUCAAUGGAAGUUUGGCAAAAGAUGGAGACUUGAAGCCGAAAAUAAACGAUCGAAGACUAGUCUCUGA